AAACGCAAGGAGGAGCAGCAAAAGUAUGGGAUUUACUUUGACGACGACUAUGACUAUUUGCAACACCUUAGAGAUGUCAACACGCUGUCAGUGGAGUGGGAGCGUGUCGAGAACACGAACAAGUCCAAAGGCGAUGAGGGUACUCCGAAAAUUAACUUGCCGUCGUCCGUGUUUGCGUCGAACGUCGAGGAGAAAGUUGGUAUGCUCAAUAAAGCGGCGCCAGUCUCCGGGCCGCGGCUGGAUCUCGACCCGGAUGUAGUCGCUGCGAUGGACGACGAUUUUAAUUUUGGCGACCCCGAAAAUGAGCUGGAAGAUAAUUUCAUAGAAUUGGCUAAUGCCGGAAAUAGCGACAGCGAGGAUUCCGACAGAGAAUAUGAAUAUGAAUUGAACGAGCCGGAAAAUGAAUGUGAUGAAUCAGAUGUCUCAUCUGAUGGUCACAUGGACUUGUCUGACGAGGAGGCAGAUGAAGUGUGCAGUUUAAAUGGACCUCAAUAUACUUUUAAGGAUGAGGAAACCAAAUCGAAAUUCACAGAGUAUUCUAUGAGCAGUAGCGUGAUGAGAAGGAACGAACAACUUACAUUGCUGGAUGACAAAUUUGAAAAGGUUUAUAUAUAUAUAUAUAUUUUUUUUAUAUGA
Molecule: messenger RNA, 636 nt
Organism: Wasmannia auropunctata (little fire ant)
Lineage: Eukaryota; Metazoa; Arthropoda; Insecta; Hymenoptera; Formicidae
Product: protein LTV1 homolog
Exons: 2
Biological process (GO): ribosomal small subunit biogenesis; ribosomal small subunit export from nucleus
Cellular component (GO): cytosol; nucleus; preribosome, small subunit precursor
Source: RefSeq, a predicted model, not a curated record